AUGGUUACAAAGUUGAUGCAGAGCUUCUCUGAGUUGGGGUUGAUGGAGCAAGCACAGACAGAGCGAGGCUUGCUAGUCACCAUCGUUGCUCAGUCACCUAUAGUGGAGUGUAUCAAAGAGGCUCAGGCUACAGAUCAGCAUCUGCAGUUUUUACGUAGCAGAGUUACCUCAGGACAGCAGACAGAGUUUACCUAUGAUGAUAGUGGAAUUCUGUAUUUCUGCGGCAGAUUAUGUGUCCCAGAGUCACAUCCUGUCCAGGAGGACUUAUUACGGGAAGCACAUCGAUCUAGAUUUGCGAUUCAUCCGGGAGGUAAUCGCAUGUACAGAGAUCUGAAACGAUCAUACUGGUGGAAUGGUAUGAAGAAGGAUAUUGCGACAUUUGUGGCGCAGUGUUUAGUAGAGAUCCACGAUUUACCUCUCGAUUUUGGCGGAGUCUCCAGCAGGCCAUGGGUACGGAACUCCGUUUUAGUACUGCAUUUCACCCUCAGACGGAUGGUUACCACUCAGCGAUUCAGAUGGCACCAUUCGAGGAAUUAUAUGGCAGAGCAUGUAGAUCUCCUACUUUAUGGGACGAGGUUGGAGAAUCGUCAGUCUUGGGGCGCCAGCGUAUUCAGCGAGAUGCAGAGGUGGUUGACACCAUCAGACGCAGAGUUGGUUGACACCAUCAGACGCAGAAUGUCAGAAGCCCAGGACCGACAGAAAAGCUAUGCAGAUCGGAGACGGAGACCUUUAGAGUUUUCUGUGGACGAUCAUGUGUUCCUGCGAGUGUCUCCUACCAAGGGAGUGAGAAGGUUUGGAUUAAAAGGGAAGUUAGCUCCUCGUUACAUCGGACCCUUUCAGAUACUUGAGAGGAUCGGUGAGGUAGCAUAUCGACUGGCGCUGCCACCUUCACUUGCUGGGGUGCAUGAUGUAUUUCACGUAUCUAUGUUGAGGAAAUAUGUGCCACACCCUACGCAUAUUUUGACAAAUGUCUCGAUCACCCUUCAGCCAGAUGUCACAUAUGAGGAGGUUCCAGUGCAGAUAUUGGAUCGCAAGGAACGCCGGCUGCGAAACAAGACAAUCCGAUUGGUCAAGGUUGGUUGA
This is a messenger RNA of Zingiber officinale, 1083 nucleotides long. RefSeq lists its product as uncharacterized. The record is from RefSeq and is a predicted model, not a curated record. NCBI's taxonomy places the organism in Eukaryota, Viridiplantae, Streptophyta, Magnoliopsida, Zingiberales, Zingiberaceae. Bases 1 to 1083 code for a protein of 360 amino acids. The transcript is spliced from 3 exons.